Meloidogyne enterolobii is the source of this 1968-nucleotide messenger RNA. The record is from the annotation of a GenBank genome assembly. Lineage: Eukaryota; Metazoa; Nematoda; Chromadorea; Rhabditida; Meloidogynidae.
CCUCCUCCUUCAGAGUGUUCACCUCAUUCUUUAAUUGCUGUCCUUAACUCAAGCUCAAAAGCUCAGGACCGUCCAAACAAAACACCAUCGCCAAAGACACAGAAGACCAAGUCGCCAUCUCCGAAGACGCCACCACAAGAGGUGGUCAGAUUUUACUUGGUUUUACAGGACAAUGAAGAUGAUUGUACAACUUUAGCAAUUAGUAAACGAACCAAAUGAAUCCAAAUAAUGAUAUCUAGCCAGAAAAUACUUGAUAUUUUUUGUGUGGCAUUAUUGAAUCUGAUCUGAUUGUUGAAUUAAUGAUUAUUUAAAUUUUAUAUUCACUCGAGAUUGAUUUAAUAAAAUGAUUUUGUUUGUUAAAUUUGUUCAUUUCUUUGUUGCUUUAUGCAUUUUAUAUUUCUAAUAAUUUUACUUUUCCUGAAAUUAUAUUUAUUCAAGCAUUAUGCUCCCAUGAUUUUUGCUAGGGAGCCUUAUCUUUUACAUCUCCUCGCGGGUAGUGAGACUAUAACAGCUUUGGAUGCGGCAAAAAGUUUACUUGACUCAGGAUACAAUGAUCCUAAUGAACGAGAACCGACUGAUAAUAUUUCUCCUCUCCAUGUGGCUGCAGCGUGGAAUAAUUUGGCUAUGUGUCAAUUGUUGAUUCACUAUGGAGCUGAUGUAAACGCUCGCGACAUUGAUAAGCGCCGACCAGUGGAUGUGGCUGAUAAACAAUGUAAACAAUUUUUAUUGCGUUUACACAAGAGGAGGAGAACAGAUAAAAGUAAAUUUCGCAAGGUCUUGUCCUAUCUUUUUCGUCGAAUUUGUGCAAGUUCAUCAGCUGCGAAUAAAUCUGUACUUAUUGACAGUCCUAGAAAGGACGUUGCGACGUCAAGAAAAUCUUGUAUAGCUAAUAUUCACACAGACGAUCAAAAGGACAAAAGAAUAAAGUAUCCUACUACCGUCUUUGUAAGACCGAUGCCUUCAGCUCCUAGACGUACAUCUAGCCUAAUAAACGAGGAAUUUCUUACUUCUGACAACACUGACGAUGGGAAAGAGAUCGAAAAUAAAAUAACUGAAAAUGAAAAUAAGCCCCAAGUAAAUAAAAAUGAGUUGAACGAAAAUGAUGAAAAAAUCCAAGAACAAAAAAACAAAGAAGACGAGGAAGAAAUUGAAGAAGGAUUUGAAGUUUUAGAUCCCGCAGAAGAAGCUGCAGUUAAAAAACAAAUGGAGCAAGAAGAAGAGCUUUGUAAACAAUUUUCUGCUUUAAAAUUGGAUGAUUUGAAGGCUAGGCUGCGCUGUAAAAAUUUUAAAACUGGACCAAUGGAUGCACGAAAUAGGAAGGUUUAUGAGGCAAAAUUAGCGAAACUUGAGGUUAGGCCUUCAAAGGAAAAUGGAGAUCGAGUUUCUAUAAGAAAUUACUGCCCUGUACUUCAAAAAUUCAUUUUAAAUGUUGAACGUGCAAAUUCUGCUGAUAAUCAAAAAAUUGGACAAGCGGAGGAACUCCUUUUACGAAAUCACUUUACUCAAUCUACUCCUAAACAAGAAUCUGAAAAUUUAUCAUUUCGUCAAUUUAUCUCCUCGAUUUUUUACGUUGGAAAAGGAAAACGUUCUCGUCCAUUGCAACAUUUAAUUCAUGCAAGUAAAUGCAGAAAUUUUGCCAAAACAAGGCCUACUCAAAGAACAGAAAAAUUAAAACGAAUUUUGCAAUUAUGGGAUCGUGGAGAAGGCGUUAUUUCUAUGCAUUUAUUUCAUAACAUACACUCUGCUGAAGCUUUUAUUCGUGAAGGAGCGAUGAUUGAAGCAAUAGGAACAAAUAAUUUAACAAAUAUUGUUCGCGGCACUUUCCCAGAAAUUGCUUCAAAUUGGACAAGGCAACAAAUAACUGAAUUUGGUUCUCUUCUUUUGCAUAAGGCUUUUGUUAUUUUUUUGAAUGAGCGAUGCCGACCAAUUUUUGAGGCUGAUAUUAAUGAAAUGGAUGGACGUUGGUGA